Chlamydomonas reinhardtii is the source of this 1798-nucleotide messenger RNA. RefSeq lists its product as uncharacterized. The transcript has 9 exons. NCBI's taxonomy places the organism in Eukaryota, Viridiplantae, Chlorophyta, Chlorophyceae, Chlamydomonadales, Chlamydomonadaceae. Bases 410 to 1540 code for a protein of 376 amino acids. The record is from RefSeq and is a predicted model, not a curated record.
GAUUACAGCCUGAUAAUUGUGAAUUACCACCAGACUAUUGCGUCGUGGCCCCUUUCUGAAGGUAGUCCUAUUCCGCUGGAAGCGAGCUUGCGCGAGCAUGUCAAGUACAGCAACAUAUCGCUAUCGCCGACAAGCUUUCGGCGGGCGGCCGGGCUCCUUGCUCGGCAGGUGUUGCGGCCGCGUCGCAGCCUCACGCAACUCGUCCCCGCUGGUCCCCGGCCAGGCCCGGGCUCUGCACCCACACGCAAACGGAUCCGUGCGUGCAAAUGCUGGUACCUGCUCGCCGACGCACCUGGGCGCCGACAUAGCAGCAGCAGGGGAUAGGGCCACGCCCGAAAGCAGCCGGCGGGCGCAAGCUGCCUCUGAUAUUAUUGUUGCGGCUCCUGUGCCUCGACGUCAGGCCGUGGGGAUGCUCGCGGCCUCCGUCGCAGCUUUUGGCAGCGGCAUUAGCGACCUGCUGCCGUCUGCUGCCAAAGCAGCGAGCCUGGUCGACGUGCCAGGCGCAACCGAGGCGCGGGUACCGUCCUCCUCAUCAUCAGCAGCCCUCGCUCCGUCGGCCGCAGAAACCGCGGGUGCUGCGGAUGCGGCGAGUGCAGAAACCUCAGCAGCAUCAGCCACACCAGCAGCGGCGGGCGUGGCGGCGGCGGUGCCGGCGGCGGAGGUGGUGGCGUGCUUCGUGUCUCCGGGCGGUGCGGCGGAUUCGGCGGUGGAGCUGCCGCCGGGGGCGGAGCGGGCCGCUCGCUUCAGCUCGGUGGCGGCGGCGGUGGCGGCGUGCCCCAGCGGGGGAGUGGUGCUGGUGGCGGCGGGCAGGUACCGCGAGCGGUUGGUUCUCAGGGGCCAGGCCGUCACCCUCAAGGCGUGGCCGCAGGGUGCGGAGGUGGAACUGCUGUGGGAGACCGCCCAGCCCUACGAGAGCACAGUGGACAUCAGUGGCGGCGGCGGCACGGCGGCGGCGCUGGGCGGCGGCGGCGGAGGCCAGGUGGUGCUGGAGGGCCUGACCAUCCGCCACGCGUCCAAGUCCGUUGCAAACAACUUCGGCGUGUACGUGCACGGCGCCUGCUCGCCGCGGCUGUUGGACUGCGACAUCAGCUCCCGCACCGGCGCGGGCGUGGGCGUGGAGGGAGCCAGCCCCUGGCUGCUGGGCUGCCGCGUGCACGACUGCGCGCGUCAGGGGCUGGCCAUCUUCGGCGGCGGCGCGGAGCUGAUGGCGGACCUGAAUCUGGAUCUCAGCCUGGAUACGGCCGUGGAUCCGGGGCUGCUGACAGGGAUGACUGGCGGCGUGGUGCAGGGCUGUGACGUGUACGGCAACGCGCUGGAUGGCGUGCUGGUCCGGGGCGGCGCCGCACCCGACCUGAUGGACAAUAAGGUGCAUGACAACAAGGGCUCCGGCUUCAACCUGCAGGACUGCAGCGGGCGCUACAGCGGCAAUGUUGUGUACGACAACGCCCGGGGCGCCGUAUCAAUCAGCCCGCUGUUCGAGUUGGACAGCGGCGACCUGGCCGGCAGCAACAGCCUGCGGGGGCUGCUGAGGCGGCUGUAGCAGCAGCAACAGCUGCUGAGGGGGCUGCGGAGGAGGCUGUAGCAGUGGAGGCUGUAGCCAGCAGCAGGGGACAGCAACUGCCCACUGCUGCAGGAAGAGUGAGGCUGUAGCAGGCGGCGGCGGUGGGAGCCUUAGGGGGCCGCAGUAGAGAGAGGCUGUAGCGCACGACGAACAGUAGCAGCUGCAGGCCUGCACCAUCAAAUACUGCUGUAUGGCUACUGUUGUAAAGUGGGCUACUGCCCUGCCUUACUUGCUAGC